UUCACUAUGUUCACAACACAGAAAAUUAAAAAUGAACAAAAUUCAUUCCGGCCAGUUGUCAGCGCUUGUUUUAUCGCUCGUUGCUUGUUUUGCGUGUUUGAAUUAAAGUAAUUUUUGACCGUGUUUUAUGUAUGAAAACGUGUUAAAAAUAGCUUUCUUUACAUUGAUAAAUAACUAAAUUAAUUCAGAUAAAUAUUUCUUUUUUCUGCUGGUGCGUAUUCACGUAAAAUUUGUCAAGAACAUAGUCUUAAUAUCUUCGCGUUUACCAUCUCAAUGGAGGAUAUUCGUUCGUGUUUAUAAAUAUUGAUUUGUUAGUUUAAAACCUAGCACUGUGUCUUGUAUUUAAUAAAAAGUGAAAUGUGGGUAGUAAUUAUAUGAGUGCUAAAUAUAAUAAUUUGUUGUUAACAUCUCAAAAAUGCAACAGAUGCUGUAUUAUCAUUAUGGCGCACACGAAACGCUGUGCAAUGUGAUUCUCUGUGCUUGAUCGUGUUUUUGUGUCGGUAUAGUGUUUAUUUUGACAAUGGAGGGAACUACUGAAAAAGAUUGCUCUCCCUUGUGGAAUUUAUACCAGCAGAUUGUGUCGGAUAUGAAGAGCAGUGCACCGAUGUGGGAGGAGUUUAUAUCCAAGGCAACCAAACUUCACUCCGCUUUAAAAUCAGCGCUGGUCGCUAUCGCUGCGUUUCUCGACGCCUUUCAGAAGAUUGCGGAUGCUGCGACAAAUGCAAGAGGAGCGACAAAAGAGAUCGGCACAGCUUUAACUCGAGUAUGUCUACGACACAGAGCGAUAGAGAGCCGAAUGAAGACUUUUAUCAGUACAUUAAUGGACCGCCUCAUAACACCGCUGUCGGAACGCGCGGAUGAAUGGCGGCGCGGCUGCAACGGCAGCGGCGCGCUGAGUCGCGAGCAUGCGCGGGAGUGCAAGCGCGCGCGCGCGGAGCUGCGGCGCCGUGUGCACGACGCUCAGCGACACGCAAGGAAGGCACGCCGCGCUGCGCCCGAUGUGAAGCGGCGCGCAGACGUGUGCCUUCAGGAUAUACAAGAGAGAAAGCAACAAUUGGAAGAAAUGGAAGAAAAGGCAGCUAAGGCAGCCCUUAUUGAGGAGAGGAGCCGCUUCUGCCACUUCGUGUCCUUGCUCAGCCCUGUCGUGGAGAGUGAAGUGGCAAUGCUAGCGGAGGUCGGUCACCUACAGGAAGGUACAGAACAGCUGUCGAGGCAAACCUGCGAGCCGCGAAGCCUAUCAGCUGCUAGCUUACAGGUGAUAUGCGACGUGAAGUCGUGCUACAGCGGCUGGGCGGAAGGCGGGUCGGCGCCGCACUCCCCCUCGGCCUCGUCGCGCCUCGGCAGCCGCAAGUCCUCGCUCACGUCCAUAUCCUCCCUCACGAGCCAGUGCUCGGACCAGCAUGGUGUAUCAGGCUCGACAGUGAGUUGCUCCACGCCCAUAUCGAGCGCGUCGUCCAGUCUCACCCCAGCGCCGGCGACUGUGCCGGACUCCCUUCGUGGACUGUCACAGUCCGGUUCUCGGCUGGCCAGCGUCUGCAGUGCGGACUCUGGGUUCCGUUCCCAGGACGCGCUCCAACGACCGUCGCUCUACGUUGACAAUGGUUCAGACAAUCAGAGCGUUAGCAGUGAAUGCGUCACUCCCUCCAAGACGACCGACGAAGACAAUAUCGACGAUGCCAACGACCUUAUGGCCAACGUUGCGUCAGCGACAUGGCCGGAUCUAAAAGACACAGCACAGUUCGAUAGGGCGGCCUCCGCCAUAAUGGGAGGACGACCACAUACUAUAUCUGGAGGAGCGUCAGAACGCGGGCACCCCAGGCCGGCGCUCAGCGUUCACACGUUCACAGAAAACACGAGUCGCGACGCUAUUUAUGCUAGACCACCGUUGCCUACUAGAUGUUCGUCACUAGAGAGACCGAUAGUACCUGCCAAGACCAAUGCCAACACAGUACACGCAGAGUUCAAACCCGCCAAGCCUUCCUCCUUGCCGCCACACCUUGCUAAAGAAAUGCCUCAAGCCGUCUACGUGAAUAUGUCCGAGUUAGCGACAUUAGCGGCCUCUCGGGCUCAGCAACAGCAACAGCAACAGCAACAACAGCAACAGCAACAACAGCAGCAACAACAACACAACAAUGAAUAUCCGCAGCAGGAAAAGGUUUGUUCAGAAAGCAGUGCGAGCGAAUCUUCUUUGGAAUCUUCAAGUGGUUACGGAAGCCAGGGAGCAUUCGCGGGUGAAGACCAUGGGCACCAACAUAUGAUGCCCCAUCCAGAUGCAGUCGAAUCGGAGAUCGUCACGUUGCGAAGGGACAGCGAGACCUCGGUAGCGGCGGCGAGGGAGAACUUUUCCAUAUCCUUGGGCAGCUUAGAGGAGGCGGUCCGUUCCUUGGACGAAGCAACAGAGUCGCCUACAUUUGCUACGAUAGGAAAGAAACCAGCGGUGCCGAAACGACGACCGGUUUCCAUGUCAGCUUCAGUGUGGUCUCGGCGUGGCUCGUCGUCGUCGGUGGGCAAGCCGCCGCCGCCGGUGCGCCGAUCCUCCUCCAUCUCACGACCGCAGCGACCGCCUUAUCCUCAGAGUAACAUGUCGGGAUCACAAGUGAACACAAACGAUACGGACCACUUGCCACCACCUCCCGCUUUUCUUUUACAACCUGAAAAUGAAACGAGCAACGCAGGCCAUCAAACCAUAAACGUAGCCGAAACAGUUAAGCAGUUAACGGAAUUAAAACACAUGCCCGCAUCGCCCGGUCUGGUGCGCCGCACUCUCCAAAACCAAAGUCAAAACCAGACCCAGAACCAAAACCAAAAUUACGGCAACCAACAGAGUCCCACCCAACUGAGUACAUUCCAACAGGCGAAGAGCAACUUUUCUUCCAGCGUGAGCCUGAAUAAUACGGGGAAUUUGAACCCUAUAUACGGACAGACGGGCAAUAGGAUUAUGGCGUAUGUGGAAAAUUCCAUGUUCGUUAGGAAGAAUAGUUUGAACAACUCUAAUUCGGAACUCUAUAGUGGGAAUUCGGGUGGCAUCUAUGGCGAGACCAAAGGAUCGCCGAUCGGUUCUACACCAUCGACGCCUAGUUACGGAGAAACUAACACAUUUUCAAGCUUCGGACCACGAGUGACUAACGAUUCUCACUACGGACAGACUGGAUUUAAGCUGCAGCAAGAGAAGUAUGGCACCGGCAAGUGUAUCUACGCGCAGCCGUCGCAGCUGUCGCCCGGCCCGCUCGUGCGGCGCCUCACCGCGCGCUCGCACAGCGCCGAACGACACCACAAUGAACAUGGCGGUCUAAUAGCGACUUUGAGCGCUAAGCUCGCUCCGCAACUCUCUCCGCGUACGACGCGACGCGGGAUUUCUACCAUCACUACCGCUGAUUCGCCGCCUAAAGGAAAAGGAAUUCCCGCGGCCGUGCAACCCGCGUUUCUGGACAAACUGUCCGCGACUCUACAGAACCAGCGGCGACAGCUCAACUCCUCGCGCGCCAGCACGGUUCGGGACCUAAUCAACGCUCACGCACAGCCGGAUCCGCGAGUAUGCCACACCUCACUAAUGGAGCAGAUUAAACGCGGCGCGACGCUGCGCCGCAACAAGUACUGCAACGAUCGAUCCGCGCCAAAAAUACGCUAAUUAUGUACAUUAUAUUAACCGAAUUGUGUAAAACCGAACGUUUUAUGUGGUCUUUCUUAGAGACGAUUGUUUAGUUUUGAUGCAAACUAUCAGUAUGACAAAAAUAUUUGUGCUAAUUCCGUUAUACGCAAAUCUCUUAAACUAAAUUGAAAGGUUGAAAAACAGUGCUUUCCUUUUGCACAAGGAACAUCGUGAAAAGAAUAACACUUCUUUUAGACAAUUUUUGUUUAGUUUUGUUUUUGUGAAUGAACGCUAUUUUUCAAAACAAACAAACGCACUAUUACUGACGCAAUAGCGAAACGUCCAUCUUUAAAAGUUCUUUAAUAUUGAUGUAAAUUUUACUAUGCAAGUAAAUAUCCAGUUACUACUUUCCCAAAAAAAUCUCAAUUAUAUUUUUGUUGUAUUAUAGUUUUUUCCGGUGCAUGUGCAUAGUUGAUUUGCGCAUGGUUAAACUAAGAAAUUAGCAAAACAAAACUCGAUUAAAUUUAAAAUAUCGAUUUUUUAACGAUUACCUAUUCGAUUUAGCUGUUAUUGAACAUGCAUGCAAUAAACGCACAACACAGAUGUGAACUGAACACAAUAGACAAGUAGUAAAGCAACUAAUUAAAAAGUCUGAUCAAUGUAGAUAAGCUGAUUAUGAAAGCUGAUUUAUAUCAUGGUUUUUUUUAAUCGAAUGGUUUUAUACGGCGAAUGUAAAAUUUUAAAGGUUGCGUGUUUACAUAUUGAAUAAUGCUUAGGUUAAUUUUUCCAAAGUAUUAUAUCCAUAAUUGUUUAACAAAAUAUAUAGCGACGUACUGAAAAAAGAUGGUUACAUUUUAUGGAGUGUGAAAAACUUCUGUGUAAAAAUGUAAUAAAGGUAGAUUUAUUUAUAUGCGAUCGCAAUACAAGUCACAAUGUUUUUCGAUUGACCGCUAAUUGUAGCGCGACGCGGUCGCGGACUUCAAUCUUAGGAGAAACCACAUAUCGAGCGCGAGAAGUACAUUUACAGUACAACCAAAUUAAUAAUGCGCAUGCAGAUCUUCGCUAAUUGUCGUAUUCCGAAUCAUUGAAUCGUAAGAGCCCUAAACAAUGCACUUGCAUUUUGCACCUUGUUAUAAACAAAUAGGAGUCAAUAUCAUGUGUAUCAUACGACCGUUGCCGAACAGUGACGAAGAUUUCUAUGUGCAUUAUUAAUUUGGUUGUACUGUACUGUACAUUUGUUUAGUCUUAUAGAGCAUCACCAAAUCACUUGAUACUUAACAUGAGAAUAAUGCGUUACACAUUUGUUAAGCCCAAAUCACAGGCUCCAGUACCCAAUCUACAAUUACAUAAUUAGUAUUUGCUCAUUACUCGAAUCGACUGUGUACAUUAUCCACCUUAUUUAUUAAUGCUUAUACUUUUUACAGCAAGAUCAUUGGUUUACUUAAAUACUAUAGAAAUUAAAUAAUUUUUCCUUUUUUCGGUCUCCAUUUAUGAAUAAGGUGGUAUAGGUACUGGUAAACGUCCUUAUCUUAUAAUGAAAAUUUAAAUGUUUUCAUUUGUAUAAGAUAUUUAUGAUAACGAAUAUGAAAAUCUCUCGAAAAUCAUUAACGUAAAGCUAUUUUAAAAGUAUUGAUAAAUGCAAUAACAUUUUGACAAUAUUGUAGAAUCUUAUACGAUAAUCUGACAUAUCUGAUGUGAAGAUAUUUUGUAACUGAGCGCAUAUCGAAAUAUUAAUUAAUAUAUGAAGUCUUGAAAAUAAUUGAUGUUUUUUGUAUACGGUUUUAUGGAUAAAAACUGAACUAGUAACUUAGCGCUAACCUAGAAUCUUAAUUCAGUUUUGAAUGUUCCUAGGAGUUUCAAAUAUAGAUGAUCUAAUAUCUAAAAGGAAAGGAAAUGUACUUCCAAACCUCUAGCGCCAAGUUAAAAGCUUUUGCACUCAAAGUCUUGCAAUGACAACACAGCUCGGUGUGCCCUAUACUUCUUUCCUAGUUUUUACAUGUGAUAUAAGUUACUCUACAAAUAUAGUCGAAACAGGCUUCUCCAGAUCGUAAAAACAAAAUUAUGUUGCAAGAAAUAUUUCGUUUGUUUGGCAUAUAAGUAUCACAUCGCAGGUCGAACUGAUAACAUAAAUCAAAGCUGAAUUUGAACUAGCCUGUUUCAAAUUAUUAUUUGAUCAUUUUGGCAGCAAGCGGUCUUUACAGCUGAAAAAGUCAAACAGUAGGUAUAGGUACCUACAAUAAAAGAUAGUUAACUGACGAAAACAAGACAACUUAUACAAAUAUUGAGAUAACGAUUGCAUCCCGCAGGUUUGACGCUAAUCGCGAUUUCUUUUCUUAAAUGUAAAUUUAAUAUAAUUUUAUAUAUAAUGUAAAUUUAUUUUAUAUAUUUAUAACUUUUAUAGGGGCAUUAUUAAAAAAGUGUUUUUCUUACAUUAUUAGUAUAUUAAAAAAGGCAACGUAAGCUUCACAUUAGUGCGAGAAUUCAUAUCGUUGUAUGAAAAUGAUUACGGGAAUUUCUUUGGUUUGCCUUUGUUGAUUCGUGGUUUUGUAAGCCAAUUUGUUCUUAAUUGGUUGACAUGAUUUCCUGUACUGACCGCGUGCAGCGUUAGACAAUAUUACGUACAUAACUUAUGUUGCUAAAUAAACACUUGUCCCGAAUAAAUAAAAAUAUCGACUGAAAAUGACUCGUAACUAUAAACUGUGUUCUUCAAGCCUUUCCAUUUUACCUUUUGAAAACUAUUUAAGGCUUUUUACAUUGAUAUAAAACGUGAACUAAAAUAAGAAUAAAUAAAUAAACGUGUUGAAUUAAUUAUAUUAUAGUUCUAAAAUGAUUCCAUUGAUGAUUGUCGUUUAUUUUAUUUAAAAUGUAUGUUAAGAUGUAUAAUAUUUUGUAAGCCGUGAAAAUAUUAUAUGAAUGUAUAAAUGUUAAUCAAUGUUUGAAGGAAUAAUUUCUCAUUUUGCUUGUUUAUUUCAUUAUUUCUAUUUUCUACUAGUGAUUUGAUUUUUGUGUAGCUCUUAAUUUGUUAUUUUUUAUUUCCUAAUAUUUAAAAAAGUAUCAUGAAUUAAAAUAUAGAGUUUAUGACCAUAAAUUAAGUGAUAAACCACAUAGAACAACACAUUGUCGCCAUUUUUAAUAUAGUCUUUUUAAUUUCUUAAUAUGAAAAUAAAUUUUCUUUCUAUUCAUAAACAUAUUGCCAGAAUGUUAAUAUAUGCUAUAAUAACUAGAUAACACCCAAUUUAAAGUAGUUAGGUAAAUAUGAGAGGAGGCUAAAUCUUAUUUAUUAUUUUUUUACGCGAAUAGACACAAUAUUUAUGUAAUAGUAUCUUGUAGACAUUUGUUCCUCAUAUUUCGUAACGCAUGCUUUAUUUUUUUAUAAAUAACUUUAUUUCCUAGUUUCUAGUUUGUCUAGAUAUUAGAAGCACAGAUGAUAAAUGGUAGGUAUUAAGUGUGGUUAUAAAAAAAGGUAGCUUUUUGACAUAUCCCAUAUACAACAAAAUAGAUAAAGAAAUUAAUAUUGGUGGUUGAAUUUUAUAUACUUCCUCGCUUGGAAUUUAAAAUAAAUAACCAGCAAUGUAUCGGUGUAUUCAUAUUAUAUCAAAAUAUAUAGUCCACUUAACGACAUAUAAUAAUGGUAAUGGUAGAUUUUUCGAGAAAGUUUGUUAUUACAAUGUGUUUAGGUAAUCGUUUGCGUAUGUAAUUGAUCGAUUGAUGAAAUAAAACGAAUAUUGUCCUAUA
Molecule: messenger RNA, 7324 nt
Organism: Maniola jurtina (meadow brown)
Lineage: Eukaryota; Metazoa; Arthropoda; Insecta; Lepidoptera; Nymphalidae
Gene: mim
Product: nuclear factor of activated T-cells 5
Exons: 25
Coding region: 521-3628 (1035 amino acids)
Biological process (GO): plasma membrane organization; cell projection assembly
Cellular component (GO): actin cytoskeleton; cytoplasmic side of plasma membrane
Molecular function (GO): actin binding; phospholipid binding
Source: RefSeq, a predicted model, not a curated record